Messenger RNA from Syngnathus acus (greater pipefish), 502 nucleotides. RefSeq names its product NADH:ubiquinone oxidoreductase subunit B3 (gene ndufb3). The transcript has 3 exons. NCBI's taxonomy places the organism in Eukaryota, Metazoa, Chordata, Actinopteri, Syngnathiformes, Syngnathidae. The record is from RefSeq and is a predicted model, not a curated record. Gene Ontology annotation, cellular component: mitochondrion. Gene Ontology annotation, biological process: electron transport chain; mitochondrial respiratory chain complex I assembly. Bases 127 to 405 code for a protein of 92 amino acids.
CUGCUGCGUUGCCGUUGUGAUGUUUUCGUUUGUUUUGUCGCAAAGCGCUUGCCAUACUACUGCCGUAGAGCAAAUUAGAAACUGUCGUAACAACGCAGAAGCAGAGGUCACGACACGGGGUCCAGUAUGGGAGGUGACCAUGGCCACAGCAAGAUGUCCAUGCCAGACUGGCAGCAAUGGAAGACAAAGGGCACUCCACUGGAGUUUACACAGCAAAGACUGGCAGCCAGGGGCCUCAAUGACCCAUGGGCCCGAAAUGAGGCAUGGAGGUAUGCGGGUGGCUUUGCGCGUGCUGUGACUCUGUCCGACGUACUGCUGAGAGGAUUCAAGUGGGGCUUUGCUGCCUUUACUGUUGCUCUGGCUGUUGAGUAUGCCUUUUUUCCACCAAAGAAGGGUUCCCACUAAUGCACAUUGUAAUCCCCACUCUUGUCCCCAAUACACCGUCUUUGAUUCCAGUGCUAUUCUGAAUUCAUUUAUUAACUAAAAGUCUCUUUGCUCACUA